AUGCCCACGCCACUUCCGUCUAGUUUUGCCUCGGCCGCCGCUGGCAACACCCACGACUCCUCGAACAGGAGAGGGGAUGGUUCUGCCGGUGGAGAAUGGUCUCGAACUCGCAUGAAUGGAGCAACACAGACUUUCCGCCGUCCGUCCGUUGCGACAAACCCUUCUCAUAACCGGGAUGCCAGCCAACCCACGUCGGCUACCACUCCCACCGUGGGCACCUACACUCCUCCGCAUAUGUCCUCGACCUACCAGUCCAGUGCACUCCGCAACGGAGCAGCUACCGACACGCGUUAUUCAAAGGAUCAGCUACUUAGUCUCUACAAAACCCAACGAGAGUCGGGCGUACUGGGGAAGAACGUUGCAGAUUACUUCGUAGCUGACUGGAAUCCCCACGAGACGUCACCCGUCAACGGCGCCUGGGGGAAACGGGAAGACUCGAAGGAUAACCCCUCCGGCCCGGAAGUGUGCUGGGAUCAUGGGGGCCAGGUCGAGCCGUUGGGCCUGGUAGAUAUGACGGAUGAUGAGAAAGAGUUAUUUACUCUCUCCGUCAACUCCCCCCUUAAGCCGCCACCGACGAACGCUUCGAAAGAGAACGCUGGCACCGGUACUGGUGGACGCAAGCUGUCUAUCUCCCAAGGCCAUAUGAAUAAUUUCAACACCGCAUCUCCCAGUGCUGGGCGCCCCGGCCCCAGACGCCGGGAGACGGGCGACUCGACCGGAAAUCCCAUGUCUCCCACCACCAGCGGCUCUCGCUUUUUCCGUGACGAACCGAACACCUCCACCCCGCCCCCAUCCCUUUUGCGCCGCAAGACCGAUUUCCGAGAUACCUCUUCCGCCGCCCGAUGGGAGGAGAAAGAGAAAGAAAACGUGGCUCGAGACGCAAACGCCGAAACUGCCUCUCCUUUUGGUUCUUUGAAGCGGAGUUCGACCAAUCCUUUGAGCGCGGCACCGGGCGCCUCGAAUUCUCCUUGGGGAUCUGCGUCGCAAAGUGCCAACUUUUCACCCAUGGGAGCGUUUGGUGCGUUUUCUCUGGGCACGGCUACUACCCCGACAACCGAAAAGAAGGCUGGGUUUGGUAGUCUCCGCGGAGAGAGCCGUUUGAAGGGGCUGUUUUCGAAGGAUAGCUCUGAGGACAUUUCGGCCUCUAUCAAGGAGAAGUCGUCCCUUAGUAGCUUGGAACGCCUGGGCGAGACGGAGGGCGAGAAGCGCGCUCAGUCGCCUUGGGGAGAGCCCGUGAAGACGCGUACUGGCCGCAGCGAGACCAACCCCUUCUCGGAGGAGCCUCGCAGUGGAAGUGCCGCGCUUGGCGGGUCUCAGGAAAUCAGCACUCCCUCUCAGCCUGCGGACCAGCUUGGGUUCUCGGCUUUCGGCAUGACCUCUAGCAUCCCUGGAUUCAGGGAAUUGAUGCAGAGCCAUGAGAACUCUCGUAACCCUACUCCGAGUCUGUUGCAGGGACAUGAACCCACCAGCCCGACCAACACGAACCCAUAUCAGAGCCCUCACGGCGACCGGGGUGGUGGCGACGAUGACGUGGAGACUGAUGGCUCCGACAUUCAGAACUCCACGCAUCCCGGCAUCACUGGUCUUCGUGAUACCUCGUCCGCGUUUGGUUCUAUCCGACGGGUAGGAUCGGGCAUCGACUUGCCUUCCAUCGAUCGCAGCCAGACGUCUAGUGCCGCCGGCAACCGCAGCUUCUCCAGCCUGGGUGGGCUGGGAGGUCUGUCGUCGCUGGGUGGUGCGGCCGGAUGGCCUACCAGCGCUGCUGUGGGUACUCCUACGCGGGAACGCUCGGCCUUUGCUGGUGGAUUUGGUGAUCCCAUCUUCGGCACGAUGGGUGAUUUGCAGUCCCCAAGCCUGUCGACCCUGGGCGGCAGCGGUUUGUUCAGCCCCCAUGCCGGCAUUUCUGGCACGGGCAGUCUGGGCCGCUCCAGCAAGUUGGGUUCUCUGUUCCCAGCCGCGAUGCAGGAGCAAAUGCAAGGUGAGCAGGGACGGUCGGAUCUGGCCGCUCUGGACGAGGCCGCUCGCCAACCUGGUAAGAACACCGACGUGCCUGAGUAUGAGCAGGUCCUAAUGCACCAAUUAGACGCCCAACAGGAUAAGCCGGGCCAGACGAGCCAACCCGCAACUACCUCGGCUUCGCAAACCCCCGUGUCUGCGGUGGGCUCCAUUCCUACGUCGAUGGCACCCGAUGCACCCCCAACCAGCCAGACGCCUGGCCAAGCUGGAGCUCCUGGCUCUGUGCCUCCUGCCCAACAGCGGACCAUGGUGAUGCCGGAUCGGAUGCGUUGGAUCUACCGCGACCCGCAAGGCAACAUCCAGGGUCCCUGGACUGGACUGGAGAUGCACGACUGGUUCAAGGCAGGUUUCUUUAGUCCUGACCUGCAGAUCAAGAAGCUCGAGGACCCCGAAUUUGAACCCCUUGCCCAGCUGGUGCGACGCAUCGGCAACUCGCGCGAACCCUUCCUGGUGCCUCAGAUCGGCAUUCCCCACGGUCCCGACCCCAGCCCUGGUCCCUGGACUGGGAACACUACCGGCACGGCUCAGCCUCCGUUCCCCGGCAGCUUCCCCAGCUUUGGUACCACCUUGACCGCUGAACAGCAGAAUGCGUUGGAACGUCGGAAGCAGGAGGAGCAGUAUUUGAUGGCACGUCAGAAGGAACACCUCGCUCAGCAGCAAGCGCUGAUGAAGCAAAUGCAGUUCCAGGGUGUCCCCCACACGAUGCACCCGCACCAGCUGCAGCAUCACUCCAGUGCCCACAGCCUCCACAGCCAACCCAGUUUUGGCAGCAUCGCCUCGCCAGUCGGCUUCCAGCCCUCUCCCAUCCAAGCCCCGAUGCAGCAACCCCAGUCUGUUGCGGGCUUCUUCGAUGCCGCAGGACCGGUGAGAGCAAACCCACUGCCCAACAUUGGUCCCCAGAUGCUCGGCACUGAACUGGGCACUCCCCAGGAUCAGCUUCCCGCCCUCCUCGACCGCUUGAACGUGAACCGUCCAGACCCUUUCGCAUUCGGCACCCCCGGCUCUUUUGCGGCUCGCCAGCCUGACAGUCUGUUUCAUCAGCAGCAGGUUGCCAGCAUGCUCCAGGACCGUGCUCGUUUGCAACAGGAACAGGAACAGUUUGACAGCGCCCAGGGUGACAACCUCUUCGACCAGCAGGCACGGGAAGAGCGCCUCCGCCAAUUCCACGCUCUGAGAGCUCAGGAGGGUGAGUUGGGCCUUCGGACUGCCGAGGGUCUGCCCACGCACCCGGCCACAGUUCCCCAGCCGACUGAGCCCGAGGAAGUCGAGCCGGUGGCUGAGGCUGAGGAGCCUGCCCUGACGUUGUCGCAGCAGGUGCAAAAGGCCGCGUCUGCUCAGCGCAAGCAGCAGGAACAGUUGGAGCAACAAGAACAGCUUGAGCGCGAGCAGCAGGAGCAGCAAACUUCCGAUGUCGGUGAGGCCGCCUGGACUGCCAAGGGAGACAGUGCCAUGCCCCAGCCCUUCCCUCCGCCGCCCUCUGCCUCGCCGCUCCCGGCCCCGGCUGCUCAGCGCAACCGUCAGAAUGUUGCUGAGUCUCUGGCUGCCAACUCGCGUUCCCAGACCCAGACUCCCGUGGAGGCGCCGACCACUUCGAUCGCGCCUUGGGCAAAGGAAGCCAAUGAGGUGCCCAAGGGUCCUUCUCUGAAGGAGAUCCAGGAGGCCGAGGCCCGCAGCGCUGCGCAAAAGGAGGAGUUGGCGGCUGCUGCACGCCGUGCCCAGCUGCUGGCCGAGCAGGAGCGUCUCAGCCAAGUCCAGGCCCAGGCACCUGGCCUCCCGUCGACGGCUAACUGGGCCAGCGCUGGUUCUCCCGCUACACCUACAUCUUCAGGCUCAGUUUGGAACAACAAGGGUCAGGCUGCUCCCUCUGGCGCCGCUAAGAAGACUCUUGCACAGAUUCAGAAGGAAGAGGAGGCCCGUAAGCAGCGUCUGGCCGCUGCCGCCGCUGCUGCUCAGAGUGCGGCUGCCAGCCCCCCGACCGCACCAUCCUCAACUGGAAAGCGGUAUGCGGAUCUUGCCAGCAAGGCUCCAGCGGCGUCUCCGGUCCCUGCCAGCGCCAGCACGUCGGGUGCCUGGACGACUGUCGGAGCGGGCGGCAAGCCCAAGCCCCCGCCGGCUGCUCCCGCCGGGCCUCGCUCGACCAGCAGCGCAACUCCGGUGGCAGUUUCUCCCGUGAAGCCGAAACCGGCGACUGUCGCGACUCCCCGGGCGGUUGCUGUCGCUACGCCUCCGGCCAACCCUAACCGCGCCGUGGAGGAGUUCACCAAGUGGGCCAAGCUUGCUUUGGGCAAGGGGCUGAACAGCAACAUCAAUGUGGACGACUUUGUACAGCAGCUGCUUUUCCUGCCUGCGGAGGCGGAGAUCAUCUCGGACUCGGUGUACGCCAACUCGCAGACGCUGGACGGCCGGCGAUUCGCGGAGGAGUUCAUCCGCCGGCGUAAGCUUGCCGACAAGGGCAUCGUGGACCCCGUGGCGGCGAGUGCUUUUGCAGAGAAGAACGCGGGCGGAUGGAGUGAAGUGGCCAAGAAGGGAUCUUCGAACGCGCAUCGCGAGGAGGACAACGGAAACGCAGCGUUCAAGGUGGUUGCGCCCCGCAAGAAGGGCAAGCGUGCUUAUCUUCACUUGUUCCUCGAUCUCUCCCUUUCUCUCUCAAUUUACAUCCAUCUACUUCAUACAUCCAACUCAUCAACAACACCACCAUCAUGGCCACCCCAAUUCCCUACGGCGCUCCCAUGCGCCAACACUUCUGCCUCGACCCCAACUGGAAGAACCUCAACCACGGCAAGCACCCCCCAUGUCCCAUUCCCAUCCCCUCAAACCCUCAAGCCUCCUAUUAAUGAUACCCCAGGAUCCUUCGGCACCUACCCCCUCCGGGUCCAAACCGCCCUCCGCGCCCACCAAAGCACCGCAGAAUCGCACCCGGACCUCUUCAUCCGGCGCCUCUGCCCCUCCCAAACCCAACACUCCCUCAAGUUACUCUCCACCCUCCUGCACGCGCCAGAAUCCUCUCUCGCGUUCGUCAAAAACGCCACCACGGGCGUUAACACCGUCCUGCACAACAUCCCCUUCACAUCCAACGAUGUGAUCAUCUACUUCGACACCAUCUACGGAGCAAUCGAGUACGGGCUUCUUGCCCUGCAGGAACGGACCGGCGUGAAACUCAGGAAGGUGGAGUAUACGCUUCCGAUAUCUCAUGGGGAGAUAGUGAAGCGGUUUAGGGAUGUAGUGGAGAAGGUGAGGGAAGAGGAAGGGGGAGGGUUGAACGUUAAGGCAGCGGUGUUUGAUAUGGUGGUUAGUGUUCCUGCGAUCCGGUUCCCGUUUGAGGCGUUGGUGAGGGAAUGUAAGGAGUUGGGGGUGUUGAGUGUGGUUGAUGGUGCGCAUGGGGUGGGUAUGUUGGAUUUGGAUUUGGAAGCCUUGGGGGUCGAUUUUUUGACGAGUAAUUUGCAUAAGUGGCUCUACAUCCCCCGCGGCUGCGCCGUGCUCUACGUCGCGCCUCAACAUCAACAUCUCAUGCGCACGACGUCGCCCACUUCCUGGGGAUAUAUAUCCUCCGCUGCGGCGGAGGAAGCGCGUACAAAUGGCAUUACUGCGUCUGCGUUCAGGAAUCUGUUUCAGUCGACGGCUACGAAUGACGACACGCCGUAUUUGUGUGUGCCUGAGGCGUUGAAGUUCCGGGAGGAGGUGUGUGGUGGGGAGAAGGCGAUUUAUGAGUACUUGGAGAGGUUGGCGAAUGAGGCGGCGGAUGUGGUGGCGGGGGUGCUGGGGACGGAGGUGUUGAGGGAUGAGGAGGGGUUGUUGACCAGGUGUGCGAUGACGAAUGUGAGGUUGCCGUUGAAGGUUGGUGAUGGUGGUGAUGGUGAUGGGCGUACGGUGGUGGAGAAGGAGGCGGUGGGGAAGGUGACGGAGUGGUUUCGUAAUGUUCUCAUGGAUGACUAUAAGACGUUUGUGCCGGUGUUUGAGUACAAGGGGUGGUUGUGGAUGAGGUUGUCGGCACAGGUGUAUUUGGAUAAGAGUGAUUUUGAGUGGUUGGGAGGUGUGUUGAAGGAGUGUUGUGAGAGGGUGGGGAGGGAGGUUCUUCAGAAGUAG
Molecule: messenger RNA, 6099 nt
Organism: Aspergillus welwitschiae
Lineage: Eukaryota; Fungi; Ascomycota; Eurotiomycetes; Eurotiales; Aspergillaceae
Exons: 6
Coding region: 1-6099 (2032 amino acids)
Molecular function (GO): protein binding
Source: RefSeq, a predicted model, not a curated record